AUGAUCUUUUUUCUGCUCGGUCUGCUUUGCUCCAUCUGGGGAGAACCUGUUCAAGGUUUCAACUUUAAAGAGGACCUCCGUCAGCUCGCUGUGGGCAACAACUCUGUCUACAUCGCUACAGAGGAGAACUUUUACCAGCUGAGCCAUGACCUGACUCUGAUCCACAGCCUGAUCCAGAGAGGAAUCUUAAAGAGCGCCGACCAACUGGACAAAGAGGAGUUUUACAGAGACCCCAUGAAGGCUGUCUUAAACGCAACUUUCAGUGUUAAUGUUUUAUUACCAUUUGAGAAAAAUGACACAUUGAUCAGCUGUGGUGUGACUGGAAACAAAUUGUGUGGUUUCUGUGAAGUUCUGGACCUGAAGAACAUUUCUAAGCUGGUUUACAAUGAAUCCAUCCAGGUGGGACCUCAGAGGAGCAGCAGUGGGUCUGUCAGCUUUCUGGUGGAUGUGAAGGAGGAUUCAGGUCAGACUGAGACUUACAUUCUGUCAGCGAUAAAGAACCCUAGAGACACGACAGACUGUAGCCCUGAUUUAAAGACAAUCAACCUUCAAAACACCAAUCAUAAACAGCAUGGGGAUAUAUUUUCCUGGUGUGGUCGAUCAGGUGGUAAACCUGGGAUCCAAACUGAAGCUGAUGUAGAGUUUGUGGACGGAUUCCAGAUCAACUCAACAGUGUAUCUGUUCUCCAACGUGGCAUCAGGAGGUAAAACCAACAAAGUCCGUCUGAUCUGGCUUCAGGCUGAAACCAGUAAAACUGAGACUCUGAAGUCUCUUCGUGGAGCGACUCUCAGUUCCUCUGGAGGUGAAGGCAGCAGACUGCUGGCCUCCUCGGUCAUCCCAGGUGGACAGCAGGUCCUGUGGAGUGGAGUGUUCAGUGUGGACGGAGGAGAAAGUAACACUGAGCUGCUGCUGUUUGAUGUCAGUCCUGAUCUCAACAGGAAGCCAAACACAGAUCCUGACUUUUAUACAUCAGUGGACAAGCCACAGAACCCACCGGUUCCUGUGCUCCUGAAACACAAAGCUGUGCUUUUUAAACAGAACCUCAUGAGUUCUGUUCUGGCCGUCAGGCUGAACGGCUGGAUGGUUUUCUUCAUCGGAACAGCAGAUGGACAGAUCAUCAAGCUUCCUGUGGACAGGAAUUAUCAGCCCUCCUGUCCUCAGAUCCUCUACAGAACCAGUGGAGACAACAAAGUGUUUCCAAAAGUCCAACUGGAUCCAGUGGAUCAGAAACAUCUCUAUGUGCCGUUUAAAAACCAGGUGAAACGUGUUCCAGUGUCAAACUGCAGAACUUACCAAAAUGUGAAGGAUUGUCUUUCUGCCCAGGAUCCAUUCUGUGUCUGGUGUGUCUCUAAGAAAAGCUGCUUGUUUAAAGACGACUGCAGAGCUUCAGAGAGGCUGUCCAUCCCUGAUGAAUCCAAGCAGGAAAUAGUUUCUCACAGAUUUCUGAAGGGCUCCACGGGAGAGAUGAAAAUAAUCAUCCAAUCACACCUGACUAUAGAGAAGAAGGUUCAGUCUAACUUCACCUGUGAUUUCUCUACAACCUCCAGCCAGCUUUGUAAAAAACAAGAACCAAAACCACAGUACCCACAAUGCACCUGCAUUCUCAAUGACCCUUUCCUUGCUGAUGGUCAGUGA
Molecule: messenger RNA, 1635 nt
Organism: Gambusia affinis (western mosquitofish)
Lineage: Eukaryota; Metazoa; Chordata; Actinopteri; Cyprinodontiformes; Poeciliidae
Product: plexin-C1-like
Exons: 6
Coding region: 1-1635 (544 amino acids)
Biological process (GO): positive regulation of axonogenesis; regulation of cell migration; semaphorin-plexin signaling pathway involved in axon guidance
Cellular component (GO): semaphorin receptor complex
Molecular function (GO): protein binding; semaphorin receptor activity
Source: RefSeq, a predicted model, not a curated record